AUGCUUGACAAAGUUUGUCUCCACGUUUUAAAUAGGAAAUACACCCGCAUUGAUUUUUCCGUCGGUGUCAUUUCUGUUUAUGGGAUUCGAUCCGGACCACAAUUACUCAGUUAUUUGUGGAUAUAA
Debaryomyces tyrocola is the source of this 126-nucleotide messenger RNA. Lineage: Eukaryota; Fungi; Ascomycota; Pichiomycetes; Serinales; Debaryomycetaceae. The record is from the annotation of a GenBank genome assembly.